AUGUAUUUAAUUUAAAAAAGGAAAGUUUAAUUCAAUUACUUUAAACAUUUAUUGACAAAAGAAAAUUGCUCUCUUUAUUAAAUUAUUAGUGUUGAAUAUAGAUUAAGAUAUUUAAUAAUUUUUUCGGAUAUUUAAUUUCUAAACAUUAUUUAUUCUAAAGUGAUUUUUACCCACAAGAAGAUUAAUUUGUUUGAUAACAUUAGAUAAUGUACAAUUUCAUUUCGUGCUUAUAAUCUUAUUUAUAAAAUAAGGAAUAACAAAAAAGUAAGAAAGAUGUAAACUUACAAAUAUUUCCUAUUCUUUUUAAGCAUAAACUAUUCAAUAAUUUAAAGAGUACUUGCUCAAGUUUACUAUAACUAUCAUGAUUUAGGUAGCAAUUUAAAAGAAUUAAGUCCUUUAUUAAUCAGUGAAAAUAUAUCUAAAUAAACCCAUUCAAUCAAAGUAGAAUCAGAAGGUUUGAAAAGUCUUAUAGGGGCUAGCUGCCAAGCUAUAUUUGAACUUAGUAUCUCCUCACCUAGGAAUAUAUCUUUUAUAAUUUAAGAUUAAUCUUAGAGAAUUUUACACUUAACUCUAAGUUAGUCAAUAUAUAACUUCACUAUAUAGCAAAUAGUUGACUAAUCUUACUUAAUUUACACUAUAUUUUCUUAUGGAAAUGAAGAAAACGUUUGGAACCUAUUUAAAAUUAAAGGAUUAAGGUUAUUCAUAAAUAUAAAUAAUUAUUAGCUAAAAUAAAAUAUUUCUUAUCAAAAUAUUAACUCUUCAUUUCUAAGACUACUAUUAACAUGUAAUGAAUAAUAAUUCUUUCAUCCUAUUUAUUAGCGCUGUGAAAAUUGCCACCCUAAUUGCAAAGGUUGCACAGAAUAUAAGAAGUGCAAAGAUUGUUAAAAAGCACCUGGUAAAAAUGAGAGGUAGGACUAACUUGCAGAUGGGUUUUGUGAUCCUUGUCCAUCAGGAUAAACUUGGAGACCUAAUAAUAUAUGUAAUGGUUGUUCAGAUACAUGCAAUUGUGAUAAUAAAAAAUAAUGCAUUUCCUGUAAAGAUAGUAGUAAAAAUUAGCUUAAUGUCGAAAGAAACACAUGCGAACCAUGUUAGUUAGACUAAAGAUAUUAUAUUGAAGGAUAAUUUUGCAAAAGAUGUAAUAUUAUUUGUAAGACAUGCAAAGGACCAUCUGAUAGUGAUUGUUUAUAGUGUAUUGACGGAGCUAAAAAAUAUGAAGAUGGAAGUUGCAAAUAUAACAAUUAAAAUCCUAAUGAUUGUGUUUCUCCUUACAAAUAAGAUAAAUCUUAAAAUUGUGUUUUAUGUAAUUAAGAUGGCUAGUAUGCUAAAGAUAAAAAUUGUGUUGAAUGUUAAGCUGAUUUAAAAUGUUAAAAGUGUUCACCUGAGACAUAAUGUACUUAAUGCUCUUAGGGAUAUUUCUUAAAAGGAAACGUAUGUCAGUAAUGCCCACCUUAGAUGAACUGCUUAACUUGCAUAAAUGAAAACUCAUGCGAAUCUUGUGAACCAGGUAAAUUUAUUUAAAAGGAUGGAAAAUGCGAUAAAUGUGAAUAAGGAUAUUACAUAGAAAGUAAAUAUUGUAGAUAAUGUAAAAUUGGAUGUAGUAGCUGUACAUCAUACUUUAAAUGUGAUUAAUGCAUGCCAUAGUUUUAUAAAUUAAAAACGGGAUGA
Molecule: messenger RNA, 1665 nt
Organism: Tetrahymena thermophila SB210
Lineage: Eukaryota; Ciliophora; Oligohymenophorea; Hymenostomatida; Tetrahymenidae
Product: zinc finger lsd1 subclass family protein
Exons: 3
Source: RefSeq, a predicted model, not a curated record